GCGACUGCUGACCACCGCCCUGCUAGCGGCCUUGAUGGUUGCUUCGGCGCUGUUCUGCAUUGCGCCUCUUACCGAAGCUGCGUUGAGUACCCAACUAUACGGCGAUGGAACCUCGAACGCCAAGAACCCCUACUCGAUGCUUGGGCGCUGAGCUACAGCUACGUCCGCGAUGACGUCAGCAUCUCCUACGCGGGCUCCGGAACUGAGGCCGCCCUCCCGGCCUACACCAAGCAGACCGUGGAUUUCGUGGGCACCGACCGAGGCAUCACGAAGGACCUUGUCGCAGAAUUUGCCACGCUGCUCCAGUUCCCCUUGUACGGGCAGGCCAUGGUGGUGACCUACAACAUCGACGGCCUGGAUCCCGACACCGAUCCCUACCUCAUACUGGACAGGGAAACGCUGGGCCUCAUCUGGGCUGGCGAGAUCACGCAGUGGAAUGAUGCGCGCAUCCAGGCCCUCAACCCGCCAGCGGUCAGCGCCAAGUUGCCGGCAGCAACCAUCACCCUCGGUUACAACAUCAACAGCGUGCUUUCGUUUGCCGAGGUGUUCAAGGUGGCCCUGUCGAGCUUCAGCGCCACCUUCCGCACGGCGCUGGCCGCGGCCAACGACUCGUAUGCUCUCAUGCCGCCGGCACUCGCUGGCCACGCCACCGAGGCCGGUAGGACAAGCGCCCUUCGCAUGGCUUGGCUCAAGAACAAUACGAACAGCAUGACCUUCGUCAGGCAGGAUGACUGUCUCAACUCGGGGUUGCCAUGGGCGAACAUGAUUAACAAGGCCGGCAAGGUGGUCGCUCCGAGCGUGUACUCCGUGCAAGCCGCCAUGGCCCAGUUCGCGGCCAACUUCAGUGCGGGCAACCUCACCAUCGACAUCGUCGACGCGCCUGGUAACGACUCCUGGCCGCUGUCCUACACGACCUUCAUCGCCAUCAACCGGAGCAUCACCGCGCUGGACUGCACCAACAUCGAGGAGCUCAUGCGCUUCAUUGCCUGGACUCAGAUCAACGACGGCGGUGGUGUGCCAAUCGAUGUGAGCCUGCGCAAGAACAUCCUCGAUCUCUUCACGCGCGUCCAGUGCAAUGGAGAGCAAGCACUCGCCACGUCCUACCUCAUUGGAGCCGGUCCCCCGUUGCCCGUCUACACGGCGUGGACGGUGGCGCAGUCGACGAGCGCGGCGACGAUCAAGUACUUCGAAGCCACGUCUCUUCAGGCCAAGCAGCAGCUGCGUACCUUUGACGAGCAGUUCGGUGCCACGAGCAACGGUCUGGAGGCCGAAUGGUACAGCAACAUCCCCGACAUCGCCCUCGUUCCCAUGACCAUCUACGCUAUCGUGCCGGCGUACAACCUGCGCGAGCUGGACGGGCUCGAGCUCGUGCUGGACUUCGAUACCAUCGCGGCCAUCUACAUGUCCGAGAUCACGCAGUGGAACGAUGCGCGGAUCAAGGCCAUCAACUCGCCGGCCGUUGCCGACGUGUUGCCCGCCAAGUCAAUCGUAGUGGUCACCCAAACCACGAGCUCCGACAUCACCCAGCUGUUCACGACCAUGCUCAGCGCCAAAGUGGCUGCUUUUGCUGCUCAGGUGGGCGCGAGCGACGUAGUUACAUUUCCGGUGCAAUCCGGUAUCAACCAGUCGGUCGAGGUGGAUAACUACACGUCCUUGACCCGCACGCUGAAUCUGGCGAACAUGAACAAUACCGCGGGCAUGGUGGUCCGCGCCAAUUCGACCACCGUCCAGAGCGCGCUGAGCAACUACCUGGCAGUCAACGCCAAUCCGGCCUACACCGGCAUCAUCCUCAGUGCCGCGAGCUGGCCAUUGGCGACCUUGACGAUGGAGGACUGCAACAAGGCCGCGGCCUUGGCCAGCUUCCUGUACUACUCGCAAACCGACCCGGAAGCCAAGUCAAUCGCCGAUAGGCAGGGCUUCAUACAGGCGUCGACCGACGCCGGACUCCAGCGACGUUUCCUGAACCAGCUGAAGGAGUUCACCUGCGAUGGAGUCGCUGUGAGCUCCCUCUACGGAUGCAUCAACGACGGACGGACUGUGCUCCGAUGCCGGUGUGUGCACCAACAACACGUGCAUCUGCGACAGCGGAAGAGAUGGCCAGUAUUGCGAGAGCUUCCUGUCAUCAUCCCCGUGGCUGCGGUCAUCCUGCUGGUGCUGGUCGGCUUCAUCGUCGUGCUGGUGUUCUUGAUCAAGCGCAGGGGCAACAAGUCUGACGACUGGGAGAUCGAGUACUCGGAACUCGAGGUCGGCGAGCAGCUUGGCGCCGGCGGCUAUGGCGAAGUGCACAAGGCCGUGUGGAAGGGCACGGAGGUGGCCGUCAAGGUGAUCGCUGCCGAGAAGAUCACCAAGGACAUGGAGAAGAGCUUCCAGGACGAGGUGCGGGUGAUGACCUCGUUGCGGCAUCCCAACGUGGUGCUGUUCAUGGCCGCCUCGACCAAGCCGCCCAAGAUGUGCAUCGUCAUGGAGUACAUGGCCCUCGGUUCGCUCUACGAUUUGCUGCACAACGAGCUGGUGCCUGAGAUCCCCUUCCAGCUGAAGGCCAAGAUGGCCUACCAGGCCUCCAAGGGCAUGCACUUCCUCCACUCCUCCGGCAUCGUGCACCGCGAUCUCAAAUCGCUCAACCUGCUGCUCGACAACAAGUGGAACGUCAAGGUGAGCGACUUUGGUCUCACCAGGUUCAAGGAGGACGCGAAGAAGGGCGGCUCCCAGAACAUCGUCGGCAGCGUGCACUGGACCGCGCCCGAGGUGCUCAACGAGUCGCCCGACGUGGACUUCAUUCUGGCCGAUGUCUACAGCUUCGGUAUCAUUCUGUGGGAGCUUCUGUCCCGCGAACAGCCCUACUUCGGCAUGAGCAGUGGCGGUGGCGGUGAUCAGGGACGGCAUCCGGCCGCACAUGCCCGACAACGUCACCUCGUGCCCGCCGAGUACGAGGAGCUGGUCACCAGCUGCUGGCACAGCGACCCGGUCAUCCGCCCCACGUUCCUCGAGAUCAUGACCCGCCUCUCCGCCAUGCACGGCGACUCGACGUCGGGCGGCGUCACGUCGUUCACCUCCAAGACCACCACCUCCUCCUCGAGCGGCAACUCGGGCGGCGAGCAGCGACGGCAGCCCAAGAACACCAACACCUACGGCUCGUGGACCCUGCCCUCGACCAACGGCUCGGCCACGUCGACCGGCUCGUCGUCGUCGUCCAACGCCUCCAAGAACUUCUCGGCGGCGCAGGUCGCGGCCGGCGGCGGCGAGGUGGCGAUCGUGUUCACCGACAUCACCCGCGCCGCCUCGCUUUGGGAAUUCAACGCCGCGGCCAUGCGCGACGCCACGCUGGUGCACAACGACACCCUGCGCGCGGCUCUCAAGCGGCACCGGGGCUACGAGGUGGUGUUCCUGCGCGACCGCAACAGCGGCGAGGGCUCGUUCUGUAUGGCCUUCCAGCACACGGCCGACGCGCUGGCCUGGUGCGCCGACGUCCAGCAGGCCCUGCUCGAGGUCGAGUGGCCCGAGGCGCUGCUCGACCACCCGGGCGCGGCCGAG
This is a messenger RNA of Acanthamoeba castellanii str. Neff, 3531 nucleotides long. RefSeq names its product serine/threonine kinase. The transcript is spliced from 18 exons. Gene Ontology annotation, molecular function: protein kinase activity; ATP binding. Gene Ontology annotation, biological process: protein phosphorylation. NCBI's taxonomy places the organism in Eukaryota, Discosea, Longamoebia, Acanthamoebidae. The annotation marks the transcript as partial. The record is from RefSeq and is a predicted model, not a curated record.